Seriola dumerili (greater amberjack) is the source of this 1475-nucleotide messenger RNA. It is a transcript of the gene trappc3, whose product is annotated as trafficking protein particle complex 3. The transcript has 5 exons. The coding region runs from base 118 to 660 and encodes 180 amino acids. The record is from RefSeq and is a predicted model, not a curated record. Gene Ontology annotation, biological process: endoplasmic reticulum to Golgi vesicle-mediated transport; intra-Golgi vesicle-mediated transport. Gene Ontology annotation, cellular component: cis-Golgi network membrane; cytosol; TRAPP complex. NCBI's taxonomy places the organism in Eukaryota, Metazoa, Chordata, Actinopteri, Carangiformes, Carangidae.
AUUCGUGGAAGCGUGUGACUAAACUGGUGAUUACGGAAAUAACUGUUCAGCCAGAAUCAAAUAAAUAAAGGAUUAAUAUCGAGUGGCCACCUGUGUAAGCCUAUAACACUGUCCACAAUGUCCAGGCAAUCCAACCGAACAACAGACAGCAAGAAGAUGAACUCUGAGCUGUUCACACUGACUUAUGGGGCCCUGGUCACCCAGCUUUGUAAAGACUAUGAGAACGACGAGGAAGUCAAUAAACAACUGGACAAGAUGGGUUAUAACAUCGGAGUGCGUCUCAUUGAGGACUUCCUGGCACGCUCCAGCAUCGGCAGGUGUCAGGAUUUCCGAGAAACAGCCGAUGUCAUUGCUAAGGUCGCAUUCAAGAUGUACCUGGGAAUCACGCCCAGUGUGACCAACUGGAGCCCAGCAGGAGAUGAAUUCUCCCUCAUUUUAGAGAAUAACCCGUUGGUAGACUUUGUGGAGCUACCGGAUAACCACAGCACGCUGAUCUACUCCAACCUGCUGUGUGGGGUCCUCAGAGGAGCCCUGGAGAUGGUCCAGAUGGCGGUGGAUGUGAGAUUUGUCCAGGACACUCUGAGAGGGGACAACGUUACAGAAAUCCGAAUGAAGUUCAUCAAGAGAAUCGAAGAAAACCUCCCAGCAGGAGAUGAGUAAUGGAAAUGAAGGAGAAGUUACACAAGGCAAGGAACACUUUCACCUAUAGACUGACAGGAUGAACAAACCAAACUCAAGACAUCAAGCUGAGUGGUACAUCUCAAUCGUAUGUUCCCUUUCCUUGCAAUCUUGAAUAUUGUCAGUGAGUUGAAAGACUGUAUUAACAUCAUAGCUUGGAUCUCUCACAUUAAAAGUUUGAAAGGAGUCAAGGUUGAUAUAAAAAAAAAAAACCUCCUCAAUUUCUAGUAUCUUCAUCUCCUUUUUAUUCUAUCUGUGUUGUUAGGAGAAGAAUGCUAGGAGUUAGUUAGGCGAGACUAUUGAGAUUCAUCCCGCAGAAAAGACACACUGUACACUAUUGAAACACCACACCAAGAUCAUAACACCGCUACCUUGAAUAUUUUAUGAAUGACAAAAAAAAAAAAAGUCUUGAGAGAUCUGCAGUGCAGUUUGAGAGUUUCUCCCUAAUGACAGCUGUCAACGUAGAGGGUAAAAGAACUCGUCCCAGACCAUUUAUCUGUCACCACCCCACAUGAAAAGUCACUUUUUCUUCAUUUGACGUUAAAAUUUCUGUCUUGUUUCCCGAAAGAAUGAUGAGUUUUGAUGUGGCCAUGUGUUGGCUGUUUUUUUUUUUUUUCUUUGGUGCAAGGCUGGAAAGCCCUACAUUAUAAUGUUUAUAAUGUUUUCAUGUUUGUCAUGUUUGUCAUGUUUCUUUCUCUUUUUUUUGUUAAAUGAAAUCACAUUCUAUAUUCCUGCCAAUUGUCUGGCAUGAUAAUUUAUGUAGAUGCAUAAGUCAAAUAAAUGCAACAUAUUUGAAA